CUUAUGCAGGCUAUCGAAGGGUCACUCAAGCGGCUGUUGCAGUCAUUGUCUACUCCAGCUGUCGAGAAAGAUGCACUCGACCGGCUCGUCUCAACAGCAAUCGCGGAAGUCGAGUCAAAGACUUCGGCUGACAACAGGAGGACGCAAUGGGAGUACGCGCUUCGACAUGAAGUGUUCACAUUGGCUGCGACGGAAGGUCUUGCGUUGAAGGACCCAUCGACAGCCUACUACGACAACUUGAAGCUCAGGCUGGACUUAGUCCUUUCGUUCACUGAGAAGGACGCCUGCGACCAAAUAUUCCCAUUCAACCUCUUAUACGAGCUGCUCGAGACUCAAACCAUCCCGUCAUGCUCGCACAUAUUCUCCUGGAUUGAGAGUCGCGCAGACAGGCUGACGGAAAACAUGGUUCCGCAGAAAGGCAAGGCUCUCGUACUUCUACGCACGCUGAACGACCUACUUCGCCGACUUUCGAAGACAGGCUCGACAACUCUGUUUUGCGGUCGAAUCUUGACUUUCCUCAGCCAAGUCUUCCCGCUUGGCGAGCGAAGUGGUGUCAACCUGAGGGGAGAGUACGGACCUACGUGGGAUGGGCCGGGUGUGAAGGAGGAGACGGAGGACGUAAAGAUGGACACCGUGGAAGAGGUUAAGCAAUUGGAGGACAAGAUGCAGGUCGACGGGGAAGCACCGAAGGAUGGAGCGAAAGAAGAAGCAAAUGAAGAGUCUCCUAACCCUGAUGAGAAGAAACAACAACAGAAAGACGAGUUCUACAGGACGUUCUGGUCUUUGCAGCUGCCCUUCUCGAGACCAUCUGUCUUCACAGAGCCGCAGACUUUCGACCAGUUCAAGACAUCUAUGAACAAGAUACUGCCGGUUAUCAAAGAGGCGACUGCGAAGGAGCGAGCACUUAUGGGUAGCAAAGCAAACUCCGGAUCAUCUCUGAAGCGAAGACGCGAGCCCGAGGUCAACAUCGACACCGCGAACCAAGGCUACUUAUUUGCUAAAUACCUCACAAGUUUAGAAUUGUUGGACCUUGAGAUCGCGGACACACACUUCCGCCGCCAGUUCCUCUUCCAGCUACUCAUCUUGCUCAACCAUCUACUCACUUUCACAAAAGCGACAAAGAUAACAUGGUCGACCCCUCGGAAUCGUUCUCUACAGAUGGACUUCACUCUUGGGCCGGACGACGAGAAGUGGGUGCACGAGGCUAUUCAGAAGACGAACGAGGAGCUUCGGCAGACAACUCCAAACGGGCGCGUUUUUGCGGAGACCGUGGCCGUUAUUCUCGAACGGGAGAAGAACUGGAUACGAUGGAAAAACGAAUUAUGUACGCCAUUCGACAAGGCUCCUUGGGUGCAGGACAUCGACGUCGAGGUGAAUGGUCAGCUUGUGAAGAGGCGGAUUGGACUCGAGGAGGCAACCAGGGAAGUUCGACGGAAGAUGAUGCAGGAUCCUGAAGAUUAUCCUCAUACACAUGGUACAGCGGCGCUCACUGAGAUCUGGGAGAUGGGUUACCGAGACCUGUCAGAUUUGGAACGUCCUUUCCAGCCAGGGGACGUGCAAGACUUCGUCAAGAAAGUCAAGCAGGAGGAUGCCAGGAUCGAGAUGCGCAAAAAGCAACUCGCAAGAAAUUCGGAACGAAUCGUUCAGGCCCGUGCCAAGGCCGCUGCGGCCUCGGCUGCAGCAUCGGCCGCUGCGUCUCCUGCUCCAGCAUCCACAUCAUCACAAGAGCCCAUCCAUGCACCCACACCUGUGUCAGCGCCGUCUCCAGCACCCACACCAGCGCCAUUACAUCCUUCUCUCCCUGCAAAACCCGGCACACUACCUCCAAAACCGGCGACAACGCCAGCUCCAGAAAGCACACCAGCGCCGAUUGUCGCGCCUAAGCCCACGCCCGCGGCGCCUCCGCCCGUCGUUGUGCCACCGGAGCCAGCUUUGCCUCCGGACCCCCAGAUUCAUCAGUACGAAGAGAACAAGCACCGCUGGUCCUGGCUCGCGCUCCGCGUCGCACGCGAGAAGUACCUGCGGCUCUUCGGUCACAUCGCCACCGGUGACAUCCUGAUGCUUGCGCAGGCGAUCGAGGACGAGCGGAAGAAGCUCGCGGAGGAGGCCGCGAACCCGGGCAAGGGCGAGAAGGAGGAGCCCGUCGGAGUGUCGUCGCAGAGCUCGGUGAGCAUGGCGGACAGCAGGGGCGAGCUUGCUGCGUCCGAGACCGUGAUGGCGGCGGCAUCGCCGGAGAAGAUCGAGGCGCCCCCGGACUCCGAGGCUGAGCCUGUGGUUGACGCUGCGGUAGAGCCCGAGAAGCCCGUCGCAUCGCAGGAUGGGGAAGGUGAUGUGAAGAUGGAGGGGUAGUAGUGGCUGCACUUAUUCCCGUCUGGCAAGAGAGCAUAUAUCUCUACUUGUACCUGGUUCAAGCCAAGAUGCUGUGGCGCCUGUCGCGAACAGUUAUACUCAGCUAUAAGCAGAGCGUGUAGUGUUUAGGAAGCGUCUCAGAACGGCGCUCAUGCUAUCCACGACAAAUCC
Molecule: messenger RNA, 2520 nt
Organism: Phanerochaete carnosa HHB-10118-sp
Lineage: Eukaryota; Fungi; Basidiomycota; Agaricomycetes; Polyporales; Phanerochaetaceae
Exons: 6
Coding region: 4-2349 (781 amino acids)
Biological process (GO): regulation of DNA-templated transcription elongation; mRNA export from nucleus
Cellular component (GO): THO complex part of transcription export complex
Source: RefSeq, a predicted model, not a curated record